GUAGUUGCAAUUGAGAGUUCGACCCGCGAGGUUAGUGCUACCAACGCAAUCGCCGCAUGAUGAUGCACUCCAGAAACAGUUCGUGGACUCUGACGCUGCUGGCGCUGGGUGUGGUCCUGUCCACUGCAGCCCAGGAUGUGUCCAGAUCGAACCGGAUUGCCGUGCCGGGGGAGCCGCUCUACUAUCUGAUGGCGGAUGCGGGUCCCUUGGUGACCCCGAAUGAGUCGCUGAAGCGCACCAACCGCUCGCUGCUCAAGUGGUGGGAUGAUCUCUUCCCCCGCAACAACUGCUGCAACAACAACAAUAACAACAACUGCAACAACAAUAACAAUCUGGUGUAUCCGCCAGCUCCACUGCUCCCCGCGCCCGCUGUGCCCAACAACUGCAACGGGCUGCAGCUGCAAGAUCUGGAUCCCUUCAAGCAGAUGAAGCUCUUCAAGAAACUACCCGAUCUGUUUCCCACACCCAGUCCCUGUGGCCAGUGCGGCGGCGGCUGUGGCCAGAACAACUACGUGGCACCGGUGCCACAGAGUCCUUCCUACGGCGGUGGUGGUUACGGAGUCCUGCCCAAUCCCGAGUACGAUGGCCCCGGCGAUGGCGAUGCGGGCUAUGUAGCGCCGGCAGCUCCUGCCUACGAAGCACCGGUAGCACCUGCUCCCGCCUACGAAGCUCCUGCACCACCAGCUCCUGCUUACCAAACUCCAGCACCACCAGCUCCUGCCUACGAGGCUCCAGCACCACCAGCUCCUGCCUACGAGGCUCCAGCACCACAGGCACCUUCUUACGAAGCACCAGCACCACAGGCACCUUCCUACGAAGCACCAGCAGCUGAUUACAAUGCUCCGGCUGCACCAGCUCCCGCCUAUGAGCCACCAGCACCGAGCUACUCCCAACCACAGGCUACACCCGAAGUCUAUGGCAAGGGACAGGGGUACAGCCAGCCGGCACAGCCAAGUUACGUGGCAGCACCACCGGCACAGAUCCUUUACCAACCCAUCAUCUAUCUCACCACUCCACUGGCAUCGAAGUCAUCCGCCCAGGUGGAGUAUGAUGGUCAGACAUAUGCCACUCCAAUAGCACCAGCUCCACUGCCACCAGCUUCCGUUUACGAAGCGCCAUCGCAGAGUUGCUACCAACCGGCGGCGCCACCUGCCCCAAACUAUGCCACGCCCCCGUGCCAAACGCCCAUCCGCCUCUCACUCAUCGACCAGCCGUAUCGAGUGGCUCCGGAACUGUUCGAGGAAUACAACUACCGCCUGGCCCUGGGCUCCCAGAAUCUUUUGUAG
This is a messenger RNA of Drosophila erecta, 1286 nucleotides long. RefSeq names its product vegetative cell wall protein gp1. The transcript has a single exon. The record is from RefSeq and is a predicted model, not a curated record. NCBI's taxonomy places the organism in Eukaryota, Metazoa, Arthropoda, Insecta, Diptera, Drosophilidae. Bases 57 to 1286 code for a protein of 409 amino acids.